Prorocentrum cordatum is the source of this 1431-nucleotide messenger RNA. The record is from the annotation of a GenBank genome assembly. Lineage: Eukaryota; Dinophyceae; Prorocentrales; Prorocentraceae.
AUGAAAGCAUCAGUCGUCGUCGUCGUCGUCGUCGUCAUUUUCGUCGUCGGCGGCACGAUCACCGGUUGGAGCAGUUCUGGAUCAAGCCAUGGCGAGACAAAGGCUGCUCGCAGCCGAAGCCAGGCCAUCCGCCUGGAGCCCGGCGGCAUGGCGCCGAGCACGUCGACGCGCAUCGCGCAGAGCGUCCGUCGAUCCGCGCGGAGCAUCGCACAGACAGCGGCGGCCUCUGCCGUCGCGGUGGGGCUCUGGUUCGCUCUGUUCUCGAUGCGCAUCUUCUUCGUGCCGGGCUGGACCCGGUACGUGCCCGUGGUCUCGCCGGUCUUCGGCUCCGGGCCGCACUGGGCGAGCUCGCGGCGGUCCGCGCUGGCGAUCCUCGGCCACGUCGCCUUCGGCAUCGCGACGCUGGUCUGCGGCUUCCUGCAGUUCGACAAGUCCCUGCGCUCGUCGAGGCCGCGCGUGCACCGCUGGACGGGCCGGCUCUACGUCCUCUGCGGCCUGCUCAUGGUGGCCACGCUGCAGCCGCUGCGCGCGCGGAGCGGCGGCUUCGCCCGGCGGGGCGACGGCCCGAGCCGAGCCAUGGGGGCCUUCAUCGACCUCGCGUCGCUGGCGUGGCUGGCCUCGACGGGCAUGGCGGUGUACCAGGCGGCCCUCCGCCGCGACUUCCAGGCGCACCGCAGGUGGGCGGUGACGAGUCUGGGGGUGGCGCUGACGCCGCUGGCGCAGCGCUUCACCCUGCUCGUGACGGUGCCGGCCUGCAUGUGUGCCAGGAUCAUGGUUGACGCCGUCGUGCACGGCAUCCCCUUCUGGCAGUCGGCGUGGGGCGAGGCUCCGGCGACAUGGACAGGCGCUCCCCUGGCGCCGCGGGUGCUGAGCCUGGAGGGCUACGGGGUCGCCGAGAACGCCGGCUUCGCCUUCUCGGCCUGGGCUGGGCUGUGCGAGACGCUGCUCUUCGCGUACCUGGUGGCGUGGUCGGCGGAGGCCGACACUGGGCGAGAACCGCGAACGUCCACUGCGGAGUCGGACGGCGAGGGUGGGAAAGCUGUGCCCGAAGCGGGUGGCCUACUCGUCACCUUCGACCUCAACAUCGGGGACUCCUUGAGAGCGUUCUUGUCGGAUCACCUGGUCAAGCACGUGGGCAUUGACGUUAAGGGUUGCGCCGAAGCGCGUCUUGGCCACCUCACUCGCUCCACAGUUUCACCCUGCGGUGCGACGCAGUCGAUGGGCACGCGGCUCCGCAGGUGCGCCGAGGCUCUGCUUGUCUCCGCCGUGGUGGCCGCAAGUGUGGCCCUGGCCGUGUGCCUCACGUCAGUUGCCACCGCCGUCAUGGGAGUCAUGACGGUGUUCAUGUUCCUCACCUGGGGAUUGCUUGUCGCGGUUCCCGUCUACGUGGCCCAGUCUCGGCUCCCGGCCGCUGCAGGAAUCAUCACGUGA